GUGUGUGUUUGGAUGGACACGGAAGAGCUAUUUGUUUAGGUUUAGCCCGGAGAACAACUACACUUCUUUUUCUUCUAAUAGCGUUACUGUUUUUAAACUGUUAGCAUGCCUUUAUUUGCCCAAAAUCCAUUUGAUCAAGAUGUGGAGAAGGCAACCAAUGAAACCAACACGACAGACGACUGGGGCCUCAUUAUGGACAUCUGCGAUAAGAUUGGAACGACGUCCAAUGGGCCAAAGGACAGCCUUAGAUCCAUUAUGAAGAGAGUCAACCACAAAGUGCCUCAUGUUGCCAUGCAGGCCCUCAAUUUGCUGGGUGCCUGCGUGUCAAACUGUGGCAAAAUAUUUCACUUGGAAAUCUGCUCGAGGGAGUUUUCCAGCGAAGUCCGCAGUGUGCUGGGCAGGGCCCACCCGAAGGUGUGUGAGAAGCUGAAGGCUCUGAUGGUGGAGUGGGUAGAAACUUUCCAGAAGGAUCCGCAGCUCAGCUUGAUCGGUGCCACCAUCAAGUCUCUGAAAGAGGAAGGCGUCACGUUCCCCACCGCAUCCUCACAAGGUUCCAGCUCAAAGGCCAGCACACCUGCUGCGAGCAAAGCAGCUGUUGGUGAUGACGACCUGGCCAAAGCCAUCGAGCUGUCCUUGCAGGAGCAGAAGCAACAGGUGGAGACGCGGCCCCUCGCCAUGACCUCCGACCCCCCGGCCUACACCAACGGCAGCGGAGGGCAGGAGGCGCGGAAGGUGCGCGCGCUCUACGACUUCGAGGCGGCCGAAGACAACGAGCUGACCUUCAAAACGGGAGAGCUCAUCCUCGUGUUGGAUGACAGUGAUCCAAACUGGUGGAAAGGAGAGAACCACAGAGGAGUGGGUCUUUUCCCCUCCAAUUUUGUCACGACCAAUCUGAACGCUGAGCCGGAGACAGUGACUUAUGUGGAAAAAACGGCCACUCCUGAAGAGCUGAGUGUCGAAACCAAAGUGGAGCCUGAGCCCGUCUUCAUCGAUGAGGCGAAGAUGGACAGAACGCUGGCACUGCUGCAGAACGCAGACCCCGCAGAUCCCGCUCCAGACUCCCCCGAGCUUCUCCAGCUGGAGGCUGCGUGUGAGCAGAUGAACCCGCUGAUUGACGAGAAGCUGCAGGAGAUUGACAGGAAACACUCGGAGUUGUCGGAGUUGAACGUGAAGGUCCUGGAGGCUCUGGAGCUCUACAACAAGCUCAUGAACGAGGCUCCUUUCUACUCGCCUUACUCCAAAAUGCAGACGCAGUACGGACAAGCCGGCUCAGCUGUAGCCAUGCAGGGCUACCUCGGCCCACCCGGUGCUCAAUACAUGCCUUCAGCGAUGCCCCAGGGUCCCCCCGCUCAGCCCUACACUCUGCCCAACGACCAGCCUGGACCGCUUCAUUCGCUGCCCCCCAACGUUUCAGCCCCACCCAACACUCAAGCUGCUCAGCCUCCAUACAUGAGCAGCGGCAUGAACGCUCAGUACAUGAACCAAGCCGGAGCUCCUUACCCGCACCAGGCUGGCGUGGCCAUGGACAUGUCGACCUAUCACAACUCCAACAUGCCCCCCGUGUCCUAUCCUGUGGCUGCUCCCCCUCACCAGGCUCCUCCUCAGCAGCAUCAGCAGCAGGCGGCGUAUUAUCAGCAGCCUCUCCUGUAAAAACUCCCACUCUGCCCGCCCAACUGAGACGAAUACACACUUCGGAUAUUUCACUCUCUAGCGGUGUGUUCAUUACUGUCUGAAUGUGUGAAAAUGAGUCUAACUGAACACACACCCUGGGCAAUUUUAAAUAUCUUGAGGUGUGUGUAGUGCAUCAUUUGGGACUGUGUCUGUCUGUGUGCAUGUACACAGCAUCAAGAGUUUUUUUGGGGUUUUUUUUGUCCUGGCUUCACAGUUCAAUACAGAAGAAGAAGAAAAGUCGCCCACUAAGUACAGGACCAUCCGCGCAAUGAACAGCCAUCGCCUAAUUCUACUUCAGCAUUUUUAUUUACAAUCCGUAUUUCAACACUGAGCAGACUCACGCACGCCACAACUCCACAACUCGACACUAUUCAGAGGUCGGCCAUGUCCACACUAAUGAUACACGCUGAAAAAAACGCUUGAUUUCCUCUCACUUUUUAGUCCUUUUAUUCAAUGCUAACUCGUCGAGCCAAGUAGCACGUUAGCUUCGGCUGCAGUCAUCUGUCAGCGUCCACAUUAGGAGUAUUCUGGCAGCACUUUACGCCCCAUAGAAAAUCAGUUUAUUGACUGUGAUGAAUUUGAAGCAUUAAAAUAUGCCUGGAGUCACACUCACGGUCAAUGAAAUGUGUCUUUACAUCAGUCAAAUACUUUUUUGUCUUAUGUUAUGGAUCAAAUGUAUAUAUUAAUGUAGACAUGGCCUGUAUGUCCCUCCAUCUGUAAUCUAGUUUCUUUUUUUUCUUUUUUUCUUUUUUUAACAAUACCCAUCUUUUAUUUUUAAGCCUGUCAAUGUCAGUGGAUAAAUCUGAAGGAGGGUCUCACUGAUUCUGAACCUUUAGCGAUCACUUGGGAUUGAUCCGGGCGUUCGUGGGGUUUUUUUUUUCUUCUUUUUUUUUCUGCAGAGCCAGCACUCUGCAGGAUAGGGGGCACGUGCGCUCGCUUCAGGACAAAGUGUGUGUAUGUGUACGUGUGUGUGUCGUUUAUUUAAAAAGGCAGCAGCUUUCCCCUUUCUUUCUUUUUUUUCUCCCUCACUUGCAUCACUUUAGCAGACAUGCAGUCUUGAAGAGUCUAUUUUUUCAGCUGUCAGGAUAUGUGCAUUAACAGUUAUAUUUGUGCUUCACAAAUCUUUCCAUAUACUCACACUGCCUUCUAAUGCAUUCUGUGAUCGCAUUUGAGAUAUUUAAGGUGUUUUUUUGUUUGUUUCGUGUGUGAAUGUGUACGUGUGUGCGUUUUUACAUGUGUGUCUGUGGGGGCUUACUCAUAAUAAGUUCAUCUUUUGUGAAGUGACACAGAUUUUUUUUUUUUUUCCAUCAGAUUUUAGGGUCUGUCUUUGCGUGUUAAUUCUGCAUCUGUUCGUGACAUCCUUCUUUACCUUCCUUCCUCUCAUCUUCCUGUGCGGAGGUUUCCUUCCAUGUAGGGAUUUCACCUUUUCAAAGCAAAAGGCACGAUACCGAGGCGUCUCAGACCUCUGUAUGCUUUCAAUUUCAAAAAAAUGACAUUGCUUGUUCUUUGAUAUAUAUAUAUAUAUAUAUAUCGGAACCUUUAUAUGUGUAUAAUUUUCAUUGUUUGGAGAAUGUGUAAUUAUUAUUGCUUUUACUUUGAAACUCCAGGCAAAAUGUAAGCAGAACAACACGUCAUUGAAAAAAAAAAAAAAGAGGAGUGAGACAUCAUGUUUGAAGCCUAUUUUUCUUUAAUAGAGGGAGUUAAAAUUAAGGAGCAGCUUUCAUAGAUUCUAGUCUUUUGCAGUAGCUCCGUACUUUAUAACUCUAGCCAGAACGGUCUGUAUUUCCUUUUACUUGUCUCAUAUUAAAGACAUUGUAUAUUAGAUGUAAAAUACCUGGGUUUUUUUGUCAGUGACAUUGACAUUGCACCUUAGCUUUGUAAACAUUUAUUUACCACUGGAUGCCUUGUUUCUCUGUAGAAAAUCAAAGAACGAAAUGGACGCAACGUUGGAGGGUAAAUCUUCUGUCUGAGAAUCAGCUGGGUUAUGUAUAAUUCUGUAUAUUUAAAAAAAAAAUAUUCCAGGAAAAAGUUCCUUUAUCCAGGAUUUUAAGAAACUGCUUUUGUAACAGAGCAAACUUAAAAUGUUCUUUGAAAUAAAAAAAAAAUUGUU
Molecule: messenger RNA, 3781 nt
Organism: Scomber scombrus (Atlantic mackerel)
Lineage: Eukaryota; Metazoa; Chordata; Actinopteri; Scombriformes; Scombridae
Gene: stam2
Product: signal transducing adaptor molecule (SH3 domain and ITAM motif) 2
Exons: 14
Coding region: 106-1650 (514 amino acids)
Biological process (GO): signal transduction
Cellular component (GO): endocytic vesicle
Molecular function (GO): phosphatidylinositol binding; ubiquitin binding
Source: RefSeq, a predicted model, not a curated record